CCUCCAAGAGACAAGUUAAUUCCGUGAGUUGUCAAGUGCUGCGCUUACCUCUAAAUAUGCAGAUGAUAUGCUGUCCAAUAGAUCUUUUGGAGCGUUCAUUGAUGCUGUAAUUAGUGUGCCAGGUCGCAUACUCCCACGCAAUACGGGGAUCUUCCGCACUUUAAGCGUAGACACGUUGGAACUACUUAAAUGUAGAACGACGGGGAGUUUCCAGCUCUAUACUCCCCCCAUGCCCACGUUACCCAGUGCUCUCGCAGAAAAUAUCAGUAUAGCACCCUCAGAUGUGUAUAGGAUAGCAGGACCUCUGUUGAUUGGCUGUUUCCUGAAUUGUACAUUAUAUGGCGUUCUGUGCAAUCAAGUCUACAUAUACUACAUCUCCUUUCCAAAGGACCGUCUGGUGUCGAAGAUCGUUGUAUAUGUGCUCUGGCUGACAGAGACCGUUCAGACUAUUAUCAACAUCGCCGAUACUUUCAAAGUCUUCUGUUACGAUUUUGGGAACCUUUCUGAACUUGAUGACGUCCAUCUCUCAUGGUUCAGCGUUCCUAUUCUCUCCGGAUUUGUUGGCUGUGUCUCCCAAUUAUUUUACGCCUGGCGGAUGUAUAAAUUCAGUAAGAAGGCGCGAUGGAUGAGCGUUACCCUUUCGAUGAUCGCUUUUAUUCAAUUUGCGGCUGCGAUUGCUUGCGGCAUCGAGGGACGGAGAUAUGAUCACUACUCAGACCUUCGGAUGGAUCCGAAGGACAGGAUGGACACAAUGAUAUGGUUGGGUGGGAGCGCUUUGUGCGAUACUGCCAUUGCUUUGUGUAUGACCUACCUUUUAAGUCGAGCUCAUACGGGUUUCAAAUCUACUCGGAUACUUCUUUCCAGGCUGAUACGUCUGACCAUCGAAACCGGGACAGUAACAGCUACGCUUGCUGUCAUUGACAUCGCGCUCUUUCAAGCAUAUCCCAACCAUACGUAUCACACUGUCCCGGCGAUCUGCUUGGUAAAGGUCUAUUCGAAUACCGUCCUUGCUGUUUGCAAUAGCCGUAUGACGAGGCGGAUUCGCGGAGGGAGGGAAGAUGCAACCAUUGACGUAUGCAAGUCUUUUGAUUUGUCAAGUGGCGGAUUGAACAUUGCCGAGUUUCAAGGCAUGCAGACCGACACAAAUGCAGAGUCUUUGCAAUUUGAGUGUCCCCAGGGAGACGAAAGAAAGAAGAAGGCUAUUGGGCUGCUUCCUGCCGACGGAAAUAGCCCAACGGUGAAUGUGCUAAGCGCAAAGCCAACGUGAAUGGUCUGGCUUUCGAUAUGCAUUGAUUAGUACUCGCGCGGACAAUUUUGUAUAUAACUAUAAUCAUCAUGCGGACCAUCAACCGGUAUACGGCGGGAGAAGACUUGGAAGUGGACUUGAGUGAUACUCGUGAAGAUUUUGUUUCCCAAAUAAAGUUUCCU
Molecule: messenger RNA, 1428 nt
Organism: Desarmillaria tabescens
Lineage: Eukaryota; Fungi; Basidiomycota; Agaricomycetes; Agaricales; Physalacriaceae
Exons: 11
Coding region: 68-1267 (399 amino acids)
Source: RefSeq, a predicted model, not a curated record